GGCCGGCAUGCCCACGCCCCUCCAGCCCAUCCCUAAGAUCUCCACGCAACUGACGCCAUGGCCCUCAAGCUUGUCGCGAAGACCCCCUUCUCCCUGUUCCUAGAAUUGCUGCGCCGAGCACGCGGAGCCGAGAGCGGAGGCGGGGCGGUGGAGUGGAGCAAGUGGGCCGGUCCACCUGUCAUCCUACACUAGUCCCACCUGUUUUUCCGGGCGCCUUCAGUGCUUCCAAAAGUUCCAUUUCGGCUAACCGUCUCCGGACUUCUAAGCCUCUCGAUGACUUCACACCGAACAGCCCCACGCGUCGAAAUGUCCACAGAUCCAAUACCCGAUGAUGAAGAUUACGUAUCAGAAGAGGACUCCGAUUUCGCUCCCGACGAUGCGCCGGCAGAGGAAUCCUGUGUCUCUGACGACGACGAAGACGAGCCGGCCGACGCCGAGCAGCCAAUCCCGGCAAAGAGGAAACGAGAGGGAGGCGAUGACGCAGCGGAAGAUGCCGGGUUUGAGAACUCGGGAGACGAGGCAAUAAUCGAAAAGGGGAAGAAGCGACUGAAGAAAUCCAAGAAGCAAGAUGACGAGCAGGCGGAUGAGGACGAAGGUGGCGAAGGGGGGUUGAUCAAGACGCGCCGGAUGCGCGCGGCCGAGAAGGCCGAGAAACGGACAGCAGUCGCAAGUGGGCCGGUCACAAUCGACGUAGACGCGCUAUGGGCGCAGAUGAUCAGCGAGCCAGUCGUCGGCCGGAGGUCACUGGAAACAGCAGCUGCCGCGCAGCCAAGAGCGGACGGGAACAAACCACCUUCACAACCCCAGUCGACACCAAGCAAGCCUGACGAAUCCGACCUCAUCCGCAUCAAGCGAACCUACAACUUUGCCGGCAAAGUCCACACAGAAGAGAAGCUCGUCCCUCGAGACUCGGCCGAGGCAAAGCUCUACCUGGCUGAGAAAGGCGCGGAUGCAGCGUCCACAGAUGACGACCCGGCCGCAACGCAGAAACGCAUGCCCCGGAAAGCCUUCCGCUCCGUUUUUGAGCCCGUCGCAGCCGAGAACCUCUCUCAGCGGUCAGAUCUCAACCUGGCCAUGUCUGAGCGCCUAAAGGCUCGCGAGCGGGCCAAGGAGGCCGAGGCCAAGAAAUUGAACACGGUAGAAAAGAGCAGGAUGGACUGGGCCGGGUUCGUGGAUCGAGAAGGCAUCAAGGAUGAACUGGAACUGGCCGGCAAGUCAAAGCACUCGUUUGCCGCGAGGCAAGAGUUCUUGGCGAGGAGUGAGGCGAUUCGAGAGGAGGAAGCGAGGAGGUUGCGGAUGGCUGGAAGGGCAUGAUGUUUGCCAUGUGGCGUAUGAUUCACGGAACCGGAUGGUUUGGGAUGGCGCUGGGAUGGAUACCCUGCUGGCUUUAUGAUUUGCAAUUCCUCACGAAUACGUUCACAGCCGGCUCUCUUGCGCAACUUAACGCACAAGAGCUAUCUGGCAAGCAUUAAACGGGCUGGACCCUUGGCUGGUAUACUACUUCUGCUGGAGGCUUAGUUGGCCGGACUAUGCAUACAACAGAUACGCGGUAGACGGAGAGAUACCGGAAGCAAAAUUUUAGGUCGCUUUAUGGAAGGCUCUUACUUGAUCGCCAUGGCCACGGUAGCUC
Thermothelomyces thermophilus ATCC 42464 is the source of this 1630-nucleotide messenger RNA. RefSeq lists its product as uncharacterized. The record is from RefSeq and is a predicted model, not a curated record. The coding region runs from base 307 to 1314 and encodes 335 amino acids. The transcript has 2 exons. NCBI's taxonomy places the organism in Eukaryota, Fungi, Ascomycota, Sordariomycetes, Sordariales, Chaetomiaceae.